Messenger RNA from Rosa rugosa (rugosa rose), 673 nucleotides. RefSeq lists its product as uncharacterized. Bases 119 to 424 code for a protein of 101 amino acids. The record is from RefSeq and is a predicted model, not a curated record. Gene Ontology annotation, biological process: calcium ion transport; endoplasmic reticulum calcium ion homeostasis. The transcript is spliced from 4 exons. Gene Ontology annotation, cellular component: Golgi apparatus; endoplasmic reticulum membrane. NCBI's taxonomy places the organism in Eukaryota, Viridiplantae, Streptophyta, Magnoliopsida, Rosales, Rosaceae.
GUACAACUGGUCGACGGCAAAAUCUGGAAGUAUAUAUACACCAUAUAUUCUGCCCGACUCUUUCUAGAAAAUUAUUGGAAGGAAGACUUCCGAGUUUAGACUCCGAUCUCCAUCUCCGAUGGCGUACGUCGAGCGAGGCGUUGUGAAAUCCAAGCGAUCCAUUUGGCGACUCAAGACGAUAACGGACUUCUUCUGGGCCAUCGUCAACUUGAUAGGCGUGUUUUUUGCUACAAUGUUCUCGAUGGAAAAGUCGGAUGCUUACAGAAAAGGAUCUGGUGCUAGCAAAAAAUGGGAUGGCGGGGGCCCCGGAGGGCCUGGAGGGGGACCGUAUGGUGGUGGUCCGCGUGGCCCACCUCGUGGACUUGACAAUGUUCGUGGCAUCGACCAUAGUUCCUUACCUGCCUGCGGUUCCUGCUGUGGUUAAAUGGCGGGGGGUAUAUCUUGCAUCGUGCUUCGAAAUGGUUGGCUGGUUUAGGAGUGAUAAUUUAGUAUGUCAAUGUAGAUACAUAUAAGAAGACAUGGAAGAGAAAUGCAAUAAUCCAUAACGUUUUAAAUCCCUCCGAAACUCUUUGUUCAAGUACUAAAUCUGUGGGUUUAGCUGUAUGAAAUGUGUAAAAGAGUCGUGAUGAUCCUUUCAAGAAUAUGCAUACAUUAAUUUUCAGUCGUUUAUUGA